GUUUCCUCGGUUGGCUCGAGAGGUUUCGUUUCCAACAACAUUUUUUGAAAACAACUUCCCUGAAUAAACAUCCCUGAAUGACGGGUCACCACAGGAUAUGUGAUUUAAUUAGCUAGUUCUAUACGUUCUCUUUCUUUCUCAUACCCUUUAUUUAGGGUUAUAUUCCACCGAAGUUGCAUUACUUUUCAACGUUUUGUACAAUAAUUGUGUAGUAGUACACCACCAAUACAUUGGUUAAUCAACCAAACAUUUUGCGUUUUUUAUAGAGGUUACCAAGCUUUCUUAUUUUCGGGAAAUGAAACCGAAAGUUCUUAUAUAUGCUCUGCUGAAACGGAAUUGGUUAGAUCGGCAUAUAAUGCUGGCAUGAUCUGACAGGACGUUGCUACAAAAAGUUUCAGCACCCAUUUUUGAUUUUAAAUUAGCUCUUUAGUUCUGAAGAUGUCAAUAUUCAAUUACAAGGAGCGUUAUGGUUGCCGAAAGCUGUUGGCGAUGAUGACAAAUGAUGACAUAUCCUCACUUCGAUUUACUGUCACUAACAAAAAGAAGGAUAUUUUCGAGAGUACAUCAGAAUCAAUGAAUACCAUCCUUUCAAACACAGAGAAUGCAGAGGCAUUCCUGAAACGCAGGAAAGUUCAACGUGACUUCAUAUUCAGAUACCUGACGGAGGACGAGGGGGUUGUGAUACCCAAAAGCAGCAACAAAGACCAGCUAGUGAAGAAGGCCCUUGAGAUCUGGACUAUUAAGAAGGUGCGUCCACAAGAUGUCUGCUUCAGUGCUUUAACAAGAGCAGCAGAUUCUCAGAUAGGAAUGAGGUUUCCAACAGCACAUGUCCCCCCUCAGCCUGUCUACUCUAAGCCGCACUACACAUCCCAGAUGUUGGACCUUCAAAGCCCAGCAGCUGAGACCAAUCCAGGACCAGCUGUGACUAUUCUGAGACAAAUUGAGACCAGUUUGAGACCAAUUGGUCUGAGAACAAGUGAGAGCGUCUCUGUUUCCUCUGAGGCGACAUACAGUGGUGGCUUUGACCACCUGGCCUUGGCCAGACAGUUUUGUCAGUGGUUCUUCAAGCUUCUCAACAGUCUGAACCCCUCCCUGGGCCAGCCUCCUCAGGAGUGGGGACCACAACACUUCUGGGCGGAUGUGAGGCUACGUCUUCUCUCCAGCGCCGGAGAGCAGUAUACAGAGGAAUACGAAGGAGCAGCAAUGACCAGCCUGCGUCUCCUGGCCCUGGUGAGGGACGAGAGGCUAUUGUUGAGCCCCAACCUGGAGCCUAGUGGCCUGAAGGCCCUGUCCUCCCCCCACGGCCUGGCGCUGGUUGCUGUGGCAGGGACCAUCCACAGAGACAGAGAAUGUAUCGGCAUUUAUGAGCAGGCGUUUGGCUUGUUACGCUCCCCACUGGACCAGAACAAAUGGAAGAUCAAGUUCAUGGUCUUGAAGGUGAAGGGCCAGGAGGCUCUCAGGGUGGGAGAGAACCUGCUGUCUCCAAUAUUAACAUGGGAUUCCAAUGACCUGCAGCUCCUCUGUAGAUGAUGGGGGACCUGGUGUGAUCGUCAGCAGGGGUCUUCAACCGAGGGUCCGCAGGUCUGGAUGCUAACUAUGGAGACAUUUUAAGUUUCAUUUAGCUUUAUAAAAUGGUACAGUACAUUUAUUAUCAUGUAAUGCUUCAUAAGUUGCCUACUUCUAGGUUUACUCAUUGUCAGAAAAUGACUAUUUAACUGUUUUCUAGUUUCGUACAUUUUCCCCCCAGCUAAUCAAUCAUGAUACUGUAAUUGACCUCAGUAACUUCUGAUCUAUUUAUUCUAAUUAUUUGUUGCCUUUAUUUAGGAAUGAAGUCAUUGAGACCAAAAUCUAUUUUUUCAAGGGAGUCCUGCAUAGAUACACAUUUUACAUUAUAUCAACAAAGUCCAAAGGCUGUGAAAACUAGGCCACCACUCCCUUUUUCAUUUGUGUUCUUUCACCCUCAAUCUCUCUCUCCGUCGCGCUGUCCUCUCUCACUCUGUGUGAGAGUGUAGCCCAUAGGCCUGGCUCUGUGUGGUAGGGUAGAGAAUGCAGCAGUGACUGUGAUUUUGGUUGGAAAUGUUACAUGUGGGUUAUUCUUGGCAUUCCCUGCAAAGGAACUGAGCUAGUUAAUGUCUCUGUCGGUCGGGGCUCUGCGCUUUACUGGGCCAUAGUUGUGGCAGAGGAAACCACCACGGCCAUUGUUCUCUGGCUGUUCAUCUCACAGAAAGAAUAAUAACAAGUUGCCUGCCUUUAUGGCACUUGGCUUCCCUCCGUUUAAUAAGCGGUUUGGCCCAUGGAAUGGCUCUGACGCAAGAGCUUAAAAGAUACCUCUCAAAAACGACACAUAAUUGGUUAGUAAAGACCCUACUUAGUAUUUCCCACCACACUUUAGCUGAGACAGGUAUUAAAGUUCUCUCUACUGCCCAAUAUUCUCAACAUACCAGUAUCAAUUAUUAGUCUUAAAAAAAGUGAUUUGUUUUCAUAUAUUACUUUUAGCCUUUUCAUGUUGGCAUAAAAAAAGUGUCCAUUGAUAAAAAUUCCAUAUCUUUUGAAUGAGUUAUCCACAUUUCAAUGUUUUGAAAGGUUUUCUCAUUACCAUACUAACAUGACGUCAUAAUUUGUGCUGCUAGCAGUUGCUACGGAAAGUUUCAGCACCCAUUUCUGAUUUUAAAUGAGCUCUUUGUAGAUGGCAUGAUUGAAUUACAAGGAGCGUUAUGGUUGCAGACAGCUGUUGGGGAUAAUGACAAUGCAUGACAUAUCCUCACUUUACUGUCACUAACAAAAAUAUGGAUAUUUUUCGAGAGCACAUCAGCCAGGGUCAGUAGUCAAGCUUCGUUUUUUUUCUUGGUCAUUAAAGCUGGAAUCCUUAGUUUCUGUAUCCAUUUUUGACUUAGAAAUGAAUCAUAUCCCUUCUUGAAGAAUAUAACGCAGGCAGCCUAGUGGUUAGUGUUGGGCCAGUAACCGGAAGGUUGCUGUAUUGAAUCCCCGAGCUGACAAGGUAAGAAUCUGUCCUCCUACCCCUGAGCGAGGCAGUUAACCCACUGUUUCCCAGGUACCGUGGAUGUUGAUUAAGGCAGCCCCCCGCAUUGAUUCAGAGGGGUUGAGUUAAAUGCAGAAGACACAUUUCAGUUGAAUACAUUCAGUUGGACAACUGACUAGGUAUCCCCCUACCCCACCAGAACCCAAAAUAUAAGCAAUGUUUAUAAACGUCAACAAAUACUGUAUAGCCUCAACAUGGUUAAGGACUAUAAUUUUGAUGUCAUGGGUGGUCUGUCUUUGCAUCCAUAGCUCUCUAUGAAUUUGAGAGUGGGUUUGAGGACCUUUUAACUGAUGAUUGUGUUUUACUUUUCGUGUAUUGACGUGUUUAUGGAUGUCUAUUAUUGAUGUGUAUAGUGUGUGUUGAUGUGUAUGCAGGGCUCAUCUGUAAAAUAGACCUUGUUCUCAACAUGACUUCUUGUCGAAAUAAAGGUUGAAUCAAAACAA
This is a messenger RNA of Salmo salar (Atlantic salmon), 3483 nucleotides long. RefSeq lists its product as uncharacterized. Lineage: Eukaryota; Metazoa; Chordata; Actinopteri; Salmoniformes; Salmonidae. The record is from RefSeq and is a predicted model, not a curated record.